Messenger RNA from Serinus canaria (Common canary), 3438 nucleotides. RefSeq names its product bromodomain-containing protein 8-like. Lineage: Eukaryota; Metazoa; Chordata; Aves; Passeriformes; Fringillidae. The record is from RefSeq and is a predicted model, not a curated record. Gene Ontology annotation, molecular function: protein binding. The transcript has 6 exons. The coding region runs from base 1699 to 2703 and encodes 334 amino acids. Gene Ontology annotation, cellular component: NuA4 histone acetyltransferase complex.
UAUCAUUUUUCUUGUUUUGACAUGUAAGUUCUUUUUAAAGGCUGUCUUUUUGAUUUCUAACAGCUUUUUCCCAGAACAGCAAGGGUUGUGCAGUGUCUGAUCUCUGCAAAGUGAACUAAAACUUUCCAAUUUGAGAGAGGUUCUUUCCUAGUGACUUACGUAGCCAACAUAAUUAAGAACUGUCAGGCAGUUCUUAAUUAAAAGUUCAAGUCUGUGUCAUUUUGUCCGGAAUUGGAGUAGAGCUGAGCUGUCUGUGAUUAUUUCACUCAUCAUGUCUUGCACUAACGCUGCUGUUCUGCUCUCUGGCAUCUUGAGCCUUCCAAGAUUUGGUAAAACUGAACAUAAGGCUGAAGAUCUCUUUAAUCUUAUGCCCAAGUUCCCAGGACUUCCUGAUUUUCUACAUUUAUCCCUCUGGAGCACAGAAGGAUGAUCACAAGUGAUCAGAUUACCCCAGGCUGAAGCUUUUCUGUGCCUCUGUGUGUGGCAGCUCUGCUGAGGCUGCAGGAGAGAGCUCCAGGCACAGGGUUUCUCCUCAGAUGGAAUCUCAGUUUGCCCAACUCCCUCACCUGGAAGCUGAGAGCAGGUAAUGUUAUCUCCUACCUCAUCAAAUUUCAUCUGCUGCCACUGAAGUGAACUUUGAAAGAGGUUUCAGAAGGACAGGCUUGCAGAUCCCAGCUCUGCUUGCAAGUUCACAAAACAAUCAAAGCGGUUUUCUCAUCCCAGACCUGGUGGAGUCUGUAUUUCUCCCAGUUAUGCACCACAAACUGAAUUUGGAGCUGUGCUAGCAGUCCUGAGAAUGGAAAAGACAAUCAGUGAGAAAUGUGCUUGUUCAAAACUCUGAAAAAAUUAGGUUGUACAUAAUUAACUGAGGACUCUAAAGACAGUGUUAAUUAAUGCAUAGAAUUCUCCAUAGGUGCAGCAUCCAGGCAGCUCCAUUCAGUGGCAAGAUGAGGAUUUUGUGACAUCCUUUACUGUUGUACUGUGGCUCUGCAAUCAAUUCCCCAGGCUUAGAGGACUCAGAGUACACUCAUGCAUUUGGGCAUGAACUAAUGAACAGAGAUGAAAUGAGUGGUUUCUUCCUUCUUAAGAGAAUGCAAACUUUUAUUUUCUGCAGUGGACAGAGCAGUGCCUGUCCGUGUGUGACUGUGUGGUUUAAUUCUUCUGGCUCAGGUACAUGAGAUAUCACCAUCCAGAUAAAUCACUCCUGUCACUUUCCAAACUGUCUCUGUAAGGUUUGGAGUAAGUUAUGUCCAGUAUAAAAAGUUCUCAGGGGGCAGCAGGUGGAAUUUCAGUGAGUUGUCCUUGGAGUCACCAGUUGUUCCCAACACUCAGCAGCUGAGGAGCCCCAGCAGGACUCGGUCUGAGUUUGCUGGGUGCCUUCAAGCGCCUGAAAUACGGAGCAUCAGCAAAGCCAGAGGCUCCCAGACAACUCAGCAUGCCCUGAGCAGAGUGACCCACUGACCAGGGCAGGGAGAGAGCACAGCAGAAGCACCAGAAAACCUGAAAUUCAGUUGCUGUGAAGCAGCAGUUUGUGUAGCAGCUGCAGCCCUGCCAUGUGCUGUGUGUGAGCUCAGGUGGAGGCUGCUCACCUCAGAGUCCUUCCCAUGCUGUGGCCUUCCAAGGGUGUCAAGAAACGAGCUGGGCUUGGCAGUUCUGGAUCAGGGUACAAAGAAAUUGCUGUAUUAUCAUUGUUUGCAGAUGGGCCAUGCCUGGAAGUCUGAGUUGGACUCUCCCAUCAAGUCAGAGAACAGUGAUUUCCAGUCUCUUCCUGACUGGGAUUCAAGCUUGGGUCUGGAUGUGAUGAGCUGGAGAAAUACUGAAGAGGAGGCCAUGGGGAAGCUAGAGGGGAGCAGCCAAGAGGCAGACCAUGAGAUGGAGCUGAGUGAGCCUCUCUGGAAGGAUGAUAGUGAAGAUUACCACGAGGCAGAGAAACCAUGUGAAAAUGACAGUCUUCUCCAGUUCCUCUCAGAGGUAACCCAGAUGUUGGAGUCUUUCUGCAUUGGCAACACAGAGUCAUCACAGACUCCGUGGGAUUAUUGUGGCUCUGUGGAGAAGCAGAGUGAUGGGGAGGAAGUGAAGUGCCAGGAAAAGACCACAGGACCAGCAGGCUCAGGAGCAGAGGAAAGUCAACUGUACAUCCUGGCAAAAGAUGAGGAAGAACUCUUCCUGGGAAGAGAGGGAGAGACUGAAGACACACCUGGAGAGCCCCCUUCAGAUGAGCUGCAAUCACCAGAGAUGAGUGCUCAGGCCCUGGAUCAAGAUGACAGUGACAGCUCCUCUGCAGCCUCAGGGCUGGACUCCACAGGCUCUCCCAACAUGCACCUGCUGCAGCCAAGCUGGAAUAACCCCCUCCAGCACCUGAUCCUCAAAAAAAAGCUCCUGUCCAUCUGGAGGAUGAUAGCCAGCCACAGGUUCAGCAGCCCGUUCCUGAAGCCAGUGUCAGAGAAACAAGCCCCUGGAUACAGGGAUGUGGUAAAGAGACCCAUGGAUUUAAGCAGCAUAAAGAGGAGGCUGUCAAAGGGACACAUUCAGUCCGUGAUGCAGUUCCAGUGUGACCUGAUGCUCAUGUUCCAGAACGCUGUGAUGUACAACAGCUCCGACCACCACGUGUUCCACGUGGCUGUGGAGAUGCAACGAGAGGUCUUGGAGCAGCUGCAGGUCUUGGCUGAAGCCCUCCUGUUGUCCAGAGACAGGCUGGAGUGAGGCAGAAGGUAACCAGCCCUGCUUGAGGCCUCUCUCAGUUGGAGCAGCGAUGUCUCCGUGGGUCAGGGCAUCUCCUGGGCUCAGGGGAUGUGCUGCCAUGGCCUCGGGCAGACCUCAUUAUCCCCAGUGCUGGCUGCUGGGUUGAUCUAAAGCAGUUUUUGGGAGGGUACCAUGUUGGAAGCCUCCAUUCUUUCUGGGAAAAGCAGCGAUGUAGCCCUGCAGGGAGAAAAGUUCCCUGGGAUGAAAAGCCAGGGAGAGAAUCCUGUGUGUGGCCGGGUGGAUGAAGCGGGCACAGCCCGUGAGGGUGGCUGGCUGCACAGCGGGCACGGCAGCGUUCCCGUGUUCAGGUUGUUGUCAUGUUGUGUUGGCUCGGGUGGGUCCAGCGUUACCGGCACUGACCACACCCAAUAAAGGCCCGUGUUGAAGCUUGCCCCGGCCUGCCUGACACUGGGACUGGGAUUGGGACUGGGACCGUGACUGGGACCGAGACUGGGACUGGGUCCAGAACUGGGAUUGGGACCGCGACUGGGACUGGGUCCAGAACUAGGACUGGAACUGGGACGGCCACUGGGACUGGGUCCGGGACUGGGACUGAGCCUGAGUCCAGAACUGGGACCGCGACUGGGACUGGGUCCGGGACUGGAACCGGGACUGAGUCCAGAACUGCAACUGGACCGGGGGUGGGAGAGGCGGGACGGAGCGCGUGGCCGGGCGGGGGGGAAAUGGGUGCUAGAA